CAAGUCAAAGGAUAAGUCCGUUGAUCUGAGAAUGGCUCAUGUGGCAUGCCCGUAGGAGGCUCAAUCUCAGCCUUUCUACCAUCUUGUAUACCAACUAUGCCGUUGUUGUCGCAGGAUUAUUCUGGGGUCAACGGGCCACGGCAGGCAGCGAACAGCAAGUGGAGGAUCCCAUCCGUAUCAAAGCGCAUGGUUGUUAGCCCGUUACAGAUAGUCUAAUCUAAACCAGUCAGUUCACGGGAAGAAAGUAGGACUAUUAAACUCCUCCCAAGUAAGUAAGUGCAAUUAGGCUGGUUGACUUUCAAAUGGUGGUAGUUCAGUUUGCGCCAUUGACGCGUUCCAACGUCCAAACUUGAGAUUCACCAAAUUUUGGCUGUUGCUCUGCCUUGUUCUCUCACCAUCCACGCACCACAAUCAAACCCCAAAGGUUGUCUCUUUUGAGCGAUUAAU
Molecule: messenger RNA, 447 nt
Organism: Aspergillus neoniger CBS 115656
Lineage: Eukaryota; Fungi; Ascomycota; Eurotiomycetes; Eurotiales; Aspergillaceae
Exons: 1
Coding region: 39-197 (52 amino acids)
Source: RefSeq, a predicted model, not a curated record